Messenger RNA from Diaporthe batatas, 2644 nucleotides. RefSeq lists its product as uncharacterized. The transcript has 3 exons. Lineage: Eukaryota; Fungi; Ascomycota; Sordariomycetes; Diaporthales; Diaporthaceae. The record is from RefSeq and is a predicted model, not a curated record. Bases 925 to 2298 code for a protein of 457 amino acids. Gene Ontology annotation, biological process: N-acetylglucosamine catabolic process. Gene Ontology annotation, molecular function: N-acetylglucosamine-6-phosphate deacetylase activity.
CCUGCCCACCCGCCUCCACAUAGCAAAUGUCCCAUGUGACGGCGGGGUUCGAGACAUCCCACCACCAACGACCACACGUAUCUCUGAGACAGCUUCAACGUCGCCUUGCCCCUCCUUUUUGCCAUAUCAGUGACGGCAGCACAGGAGGUACCCUGUCAGCCUGUGUGGUGCGGUACAAUCCUGGCCCCAGUCCCACCCUCAUUGCCGAGACGGUAGGGCAAACAGGAUCCUGGCACGUCGGCGAGACGACCGGAGGCCGGCCAUACGCCCUGACGCCAUAUCAACACCGUCGGUUCCUUAUUGCAGGCGAGGCAGCGAGGCAAGACCUGGGUCUGGGCCUAUCUCUCAGCCCUCCAGCCCUCCAGCCCUCACAGGAUGCCAAAUUCCAGCAUCGAGCGGUACGCUGUCAUCGAGGCGGCCUCUCCGGUCUGACAGUGACAGUCAGGAUUUCAGAGCCUAUCUCGACCGUUGGACGGUAGACGGUAGACGGGAGCCAGUGACCCGGACCAUGUGGACUAUCGCCCGGCGGCAACUGGCUUACUGUGCUGCACUGUGCUGUGCCCAAUGCUGAUCGAUGUGCCGCCGCCUCGAUUCAGCCUCUGCUUGUGCCGGCAACGUGAUACCUGCCCACUUGCCUCUCUGGGAUUCCCGGCCUCUAUCGUCAUGCCCCGAGUGCUACCGGAGUGUUACCUUGGGUGGCCGUAGACUCUUGCCGCCAUGGUGGUUGAGCAAGCAGCUGGUUAUGUAUAGGCUUCCAUGCGCCCGCUCGUCACUUCUCCCUCCUUGUUCAUGGAGUCCCUUCACCACCCCAGACAGGCCUGCAGGCUCAGGAUAUACCGCCAAGCACGCAAUAUACCUAGAUACCCUCCCUUGCCUCCAUAGAUUGGAACAAUCACCUCGGGCCGUACAUCUUCGACCCUGAGAAUGCCCGCCCUCGUCACAGAACACCGCCAGCAUGGCAUCACCAAAUUUACGAACUGCCGCCUCCUCAAGGGCGACCGGCUGGUCAAUGAGGACCUUUGGGUCAGCUCGGUGACGGGCAAGAUCGUCGAGACCCAGCAGGCCUUCUACGACGACUUUGUCCUCCCCGAUCAGACCAUCGACCUGGCCGGCCGUAUCCUCUCUCCGGGCCUGAUCGACGUGCAGCUCAACGGCGCCUUCGGUCUCAACUUCUCAACCGUCGUGCCCGACAUGUCGCUGUACGGCAAGGCGGUGCGCGAUCUGAACCGGAGGCUGGUCCAGACCGGAGUCACCUCCUAUGUGCCCACCGUCACCACCCAGACGAGCGACCUGUACCGCAAGGUCCUGCCCCAUCUGGCUCCUUCGGGCGCCAAGCGCAUCGCUGACGACGGGGCCGAGUCGCUCGGCGCACACUGCGAGGGCCCCUUCCUGAACCCGGGCAAGAACGGCAUUCACAAUGUCGAGGUGAUGCGACAGGCACACACCUUCCAGGACCUCGAGGACAUGUACGGCCCCGAGAACAUCAACCCGGACGUGGCACAGGGGGCCCUGCCCAUAAGGAUGAUCACGGCGGCGCCAGAGCUGGGCGGCAUGACCCAGCUCAUAACGGAGCUGCAGUCCCGCGGCGUCAUCUUCUCCAUCGGCCACUCCGAGGCCACCUACGAGGAAGCCUCUGCUGCCGUCGCCAGCGGUGCCACCAUGAUCACCCACCUCUUCAACGCCAUGCGGCCGCUGCACCACCGGAACCCCGGCAUCUUUGGCGUCCUGGGCAUCGCCGAGAGCCUGCCGCGCCCCUACUUCGGCAUCAUCGCCGACGGCAUCCACCUGCACCCCACCACCAUCAAGAUCGCCCACAACGCCCACCCGGACGGCUUCAUCCUCGUCACUGAUGCCAUGCACAUGGUGGGACUACCGGAUGGGAGGUACAGGUGGACCAAUGGCGAGGGUGAGCAUCACAUCAUCAAGAAGGGCUACGUCCUCACACUCGAGGGGACGGACAGUAUAGCAGGGAGCUCCAUCACCCUCAUCGAAUGCGUGAACAACUUCCUCAAGUGGUCCGGCACCAGUAUCCCCAAUGCUCUGAGAGCGGCGACGUCCACUCCGGCCGAGAUGCUGGGCCUGGAGGGUGUCAAGGGCUCCCUGGAGCCUGGUGCUGACGCCGACCUCGUCAUCUUCUCCGAGGAAUUGGACGCCGACGGCGCCGUCCAGCUGGUCGCCGACGAGGUGUGGAAGUUUGGCAGCCGCGUCUUCCACAAGAGCGACCCCUUCUCGCCCGUCUACUCGCCUAUUGAAAGCUCUCCCAUUCCUUCCUCCCCAGAGCCCGAGUUCGCGCUCUGAUGUUCGUGCAUGGUGAGAACGGCGCCUGACGAUGGGGGUUAGUUAAAAAGGUUCGUUGUAUUUAUUGGUCUGCAUGGUCAGGCAUCUUUUUGUGAUUUGUGAAGAUGCGAUACUGUAACUCUGGUGUGUAUCAAAGAAAGCAAUCAGCCGGUGCCUGCGGGUGCGUCACAUAUCCAUAGAAUGGAACCGCAAGCAUGCCAUUGUAGACAAGAGUCUCAAGUCAAAAGAGGGCGGGGGAAUGGACAAGAAAGCAUCACUAGGAGUUCAAUACUUUUUUGUUUCUUUGCUCACAGGUUUUACGUGGCGUUUAGAUACGACUUUUAUAGGACAAAUUUUGAUUAAGCAA